This is a messenger RNA of Cylicocyclus nassatus, 1488 nucleotides long. Lineage: Eukaryota; Metazoa; Nematoda; Chromadorea; Rhabditida; Strongylidae. The record is from the annotation of a GenBank genome assembly.
UCUGCGUGGUUGCGCUUUCGCAGAUGUCCACCACUGACAUCACGGGGUUCAGUUCAGCCCCGUCAACUCCGCGUCCCCGUUCCACAACAGCGUCGUCAGAGGUCCACGGCGGCCAGAUGUUUUUUGAGUUUGAUGCGCCUGAAGCCUUCAUCUCGCCACAGUUGUUUGCCGUGAAUCCAAGCGGCAAUAUGAUCUACUCGGUGAAGAUCGACAUGAAACUGGCGCUGGAUCCAGAUACGCAGGAGGUUGUAAUCAUAGUCGGCAGUCGAUUACUUUGUCGUUGUUCUAUACACACUGGGAAGAGCACAGACUAUGUCAUCGAUUACGACAUUUCUGGUGCUGAACUUCGACAAUCCAACGACAUGUACCUACUAAACGAUAACAUAGCUGUACUAGUUACUUACAAUCCGGAGAACUAUCAGCUCUCACAGUACGUACUAACAUUGAAUGACGAAACGGAAAGAGCCAUACUAACAAUGAAAAGAACUACAACUUUACCAGCGCUGAGCUCCAGCUUGACCAUAGGAACAGGCCUACUGAGUGACGGAUACAUAUUGGUCACGGGAUAUAGUGGCCCAGAGGAGAGUGAGAGACAGGUGGUAGCACUUUUAAUAGCGGCUGAUCCUUACAAAGCUUCUUUUCUACCCAAUAAAGACAUUACAAACAUGGUUCAACGGUUUGAGCGUUUUCUGCAGCAGUUCUAUCCUGAUCUGCGGAUUUUCGCCCCAGGUAUAUUUGCAGAGAAGAAUGGGCUAAUUUUUAUGAUGAAAAGUGUUCAACAUGACCUACUGGAAACUUCCUAUAUAGGGAGGGCUUGCUUUGCAAAUCUUGGAAAAAUGAUUCGUUGUGAAAUGCUUCCUGUAGAUAAUGCUUCCGUCUUGUUUGCACGUCUUCUUUGUGUACGGCAUGUUCGCCAGCUUUGCCACCGCGAUGAGAACAUCUGGAUGACAAUCAUUAGCUCCGACUUUGCUCAGCUGAGUACUUGGCAAUGGCGGUUCUACCUCAGCGCUCUGUUGUACAUCAUUAAAACUAUUACAUUGGUAUUGAGAAUCGUGCUAUGGUUACGACGUAUUGAUCGUGGAGUUACAUUGUUUCUAUAUAUAAAGCUGUUGCGGUGGCUCUACGGGCCAUCGAUGAUACCCGUCACCGCUCCUCCUCCUACUUUCACCAUGUACGGAUUAAACAUGAAGUCUUUGAAAUUCAAGAAGGUUCCUGUCAAACCAAAUCUUUACUCUACGGAAAAUACAUUCAUCAGCUAUCCAUUGGCUAUUGAUUGUGACAGCACUGGUGGGGUAGUGACGGCUGAACUUGGAACAACGCUCAAGAUCAACUACUUUCCAAGCCAAACUUCUCCUCUCAGCUUAUGCAAACUUGCAGAACAUAGUGUUUAUAGAAAUUUUCCUGCUUUUGAAAAAAGCCCACUGCUUCGACGGUCGCUUGGACAGCUAAACUGGGACUUGUUCUAACUCAUCCAAAUCUAUCCGAAUG